Messenger RNA from Colletotrichum abscissum, 813 nucleotides. RefSeq names its product short-chain dehydrogenase. Bases 1 to 813 code for a protein of 270 amino acids. The transcript has a single exon. Gene Ontology annotation, molecular function: oxidoreductase activity, acting on the CH-OH group of donors, NAD or NADP as acceptor. NCBI's taxonomy places the organism in Eukaryota, Fungi, Ascomycota, Sordariomycetes, Glomerellales, Glomerellaceae. The record is from RefSeq and is a predicted model, not a curated record.
AUGGCCCCGACGAACUUGCUUGCCGGCAAGACUGCCAUCAUCACGGGCGGCACCACUGGCAUUGGAAAGGCUAUUGCGUUGGAAUACAUAAAGCAGGGUGCCAACGUUGUCGUAAACCAUUUGGGUCUUGAAAAGGACCAGCCCCACCUUGAUGCUCUCGUUGCCGACGCCGCUGCUGCAAAGCAAGAGAACCCCAACGCGGGUCGUCUGGCCGAUAUAAUUGGUGAUGUUCGCGAGCCCGAGACGGCAGCAAAGUUGGUAGCCCGUGCCGUCGAGCAUUCCGGCAACGCCCGUCUAGACAUCUGCGUCUCCAAUGCUGGCAUCUGCACAUUUGCCGAGUUUCUCGAGCUGACUCCGGACCUGUUCACCAAGACAGUCCGUACCAACCUCGACGGCGCCUUCUAUGUCGUACAGGCAGCCGCUCGCCAGAUGAGCCAGCAAUCGCCCGCCGGUGGCAGCAUCAUUGGCAUCUCGUCCAUCUCCGCCCUCGUCGGUGGCGGCCAGCAGACCCAUUACACCCCAACCAAGGCUGGUGUACUCAGCCUCAUGCAGAGCACUGCCGUUGCCCUGGGAAAGUACAAUAUUCGCUGCAAUGCUCUGCUCCCCGGUACGAUCAAGACACAGCUCAACGAGGAGGACCUGGCCGACGAUGCCAAGCGGGCCUACACGGAGGGCCGCAUUCCACUGGGCCGCACCGGCGUGCCGUCCGACCUCGCCGGGCCCGCCGUCUUCCUAGCCUGCGAAUACCUGAGUGGUUAUGUGACUGGCGCGCAGUUGCUGGUCGACGGCGGCCUCUUUGUUAAUCUUCAAUAA